This is a messenger RNA of Trichoderma harzianum CBS 226.95, 565 nucleotides long. RefSeq lists its product as hypothetical. The coding region runs from base 117 to 497 and encodes 126 amino acids. The transcript has 3 exons. Lineage: Eukaryota; Fungi; Ascomycota; Sordariomycetes; Hypocreales; Hypocreaceae. The record is from RefSeq and is a predicted model, not a curated record.
CCUCUCCCAUCUUUCUCCGGCCAAUUCGUCGCCAUUGAUCCCCCCCGCUCUGCCUCCGUCUUACCCCUUCUGCGCCUAGCUCUCAUUUUGUCGCCUCUCACCAUCCAUCCAUCAAAAUGACUCGUUCUCACAAGUACAACGACCGUGACCACAAGGGCAUUGCCGAUGGCAGCGUCUCUCCAACAGAAAACCUGCCUCGCUUCUUCGCCAAGAGCGGCUACGUUGAUGUUGACCCCAAGAAGGUCAAGAAGGACGGUUGUGGUAAAGGCAACUGGGGAAGCGCCGGCGAAGAAGUCGUGGAUGAGGGUUUCCGCUUCACCAAUGCCCGCCGUCGCUCCAACAGCUUUUCCCACCAACAUCUCUCUGACUUCAAGACCAAGUUUGAGGUGAAUGAGGUUGACCCUCUCUUCGAGGAGCAUCUCCACGGACCUCUUGAUGAGGAGAACGGCGACGACCUCUCCAAGACGGACUCGGCCGAGAGUGUCCACUCCGUCUAGACGAGACAAGUCGUCUCGCAUGCCCCAGAGAGCGCUGCUAUCAGUCGUGCCUACCCUCGAUUUGUCUG